GCUUGGGUCGUUGGACGGCGGGUUGAGUGGAUGGAUGUCCAAGUGUUGCUUGCCUUCAACCAACCAACAACGACCGUUAACAUUACAUGCUCGUGUGAGCCGCCGCCUGUAAGAUGAAGCGCAAACUCGAUGAAAACAACGAGCCUGUCCUCGCCGAAACGCCAAGUACAGGAGAGACAGCAGGUGCCGCGACCACAUUUCGAGACCUCGGCCUUGAAGAUCCGCGAUUGCUGCAGGCCGUUGCCAGUCAAGGCUUCGAGAAGCCGACCCUGGUGCAGAGCAAAGCCAUCCCGCUGGUAUUGGAUGGCCACGAUGUGUUAGCUAAAGCUAAGACGGGUUCAGGAAAGACUGCUGCAUACGUCCUACCGCUUUUGCAAGCCAUCCUCAGACGCAAGAAGACAUCUUCGGAAUCGUACAUAGCGGCUCUCAUCGUUGUCCCAACCAGAGAACUGGCCGAUCAGGUCGCCAAAUCCAUUGAUUCGUUCUCAGCUUUCGCAGCCAAGGAGAUCCAGACCGUGAAGCUAUCCGACAAAGUAUCAGAUGCCGUGCAGAAGGCACUCCUCUCAAACACCCCCGAUAUCGUGGUUGCAACGCCGUCUAGAGCAUGGAAAUGCAUUGAGAGUGGAGCGCUAUCGGUGGAGAAGCUCACUCAUCUGGUCCUCGACGAAGCUGACUUACUUCUUCAAUAUGGCUACAAUGAGGACCUCCAGAGCAUCACUGGAUCCAUACCCAAAAAUAUCCAGACAACCCUGAUGAGUGCGACAUUGACUACUGAGGUCGACACUUUGAAAGGAACCUUCUGCCGCAGCCCCACCGUGCUUGACCUGGAGGAGCCUGAUGCUGAAGGAGAAGGCGUCCGGCAAUUCGUUGUUAAGUGCGCAGAGGACGAGAAAUUUCUUCUCACCUAUGUGUGCUUCAAGAUGGGCCUCAUAAAGGGGAAGAGCAUCAUAUUCGUCUCCGAUGUCGAUAGAAGUUACAGACUGAAGCUGUUUCUCGAUCAGUUUGGCAUAAGGAGUACCAUUCUUAACGCCGAAUUGCCUCUGAAUAGCAGACUGCACACUAUCGAAGAAUUCAAUCGAAAUGUUUACGACAUCAUCAUCGCCUCCGACGAGAACGAGGCCAUCGGCGACGAAGACUCCCUAGAAGCUACAACCGUCCAGGAUGGUGCGGGCGAGGAGAAAUGCGACUCUAAAAAAGCCAAAGGCAAGAACACGGACGAAGUCCCGCCGAAGAAGAAACGGAAGUCGUCUAGACGUGACAAAGAAUAUGGUGCUGCUCGUGGUAUCGAUUUUUCGGAAGUUGCCUGCGUGAUCAACUUUGACCUGCCCACAUCUUCCAAGUCUUACACCCAUCGUGUGGGGCGUACUGCCCGAGCUGGUCGGUCCGGUCUUGCUCUGUCUUUCGUUAUUCCGAAGGAAAAGUUUCGAAAGCAUCUUCCGACGAGCAUUGCUACAGCAGAGAACGACGAGAAAGUACUGGACAAGAUAGUCAAGCAGCAGUCAAAGAAGGGCAAGGAAAUCAAACCGUACCUGUUUGAUAUGAAACAGGUUGAGGCUUUCCGUUACCGUAUGAACGAUGCAUUACGAGCGGUAACGAAAGUUGCGAUAAGAGAGGCUCGAACCCGGGAGCUAAGGCAAGAGCUACUUAAAAGCGAGAAACUGAAGCGCCACUUUGAGGAGAACCCAGCUGAGUUAUCCCAUUUGGUGAGACAUGACGGAGAACUUCGAGCUGCGAGGACACAACCGCAUCUUCGGCACGUACCUGACUACCUUCUGCCCGCGGAAGGUCGGAAGGGGUUGACUUCACAAAAUGUUGGUUUCGUUCCCUUCAGAAAGCCUGGAGAUGGCAAGGGCAAAAGGGGCAAAUCGUUCAAAGGCAGAGGCAAGAAGUUCGGCGGGCGCAAGGCGGAUCCGCUAAAGUCAUUCAAGGGAAGGCCUAAAGGCAAGUAAGCUGGCCGACGUAGUUGCAGUUUAGUCUACGUCUUGAUGAUAAUACCCUCAGAGCUUUACACGAUCCAACUCAAUGUUCGUGCUUCUGCAGAUCAACCUGAAAUGACCCCUCAAUGUCGUCGGAUGUCCAGCUGUGUGGACUUGACUCAUAAUCUGCCAUGUGCACAUCGUGCAAAUUACCACAAGGGCCAUCAAUAU
Pseudomassariella vexata is the source of this 2147-nucleotide messenger RNA. RefSeq names its product ATP-dependent RNA helicase dbp9. Gene Ontology annotation, molecular function: nucleic acid binding; ATP binding. The record is from RefSeq and is a predicted model, not a curated record. Lineage: Eukaryota; Fungi; Ascomycota; Sordariomycetes; Amphisphaeriales; Pseudomassariaceae. Bases 114 to 1949 code for a protein of 611 amino acids. Gene Ontology annotation, cellular component: nucleolus. The transcript has 7 exons.